Triticum dicoccoides is the source of this 387-nucleotide messenger RNA. RefSeq lists its product as uncharacterized. The coding region runs from base 53 to 286 and encodes 77 amino acids. The record is from RefSeq and is a predicted model, not a curated record. The transcript is spliced from 3 exons. Lineage: Eukaryota; Viridiplantae; Streptophyta; Magnoliopsida; Poales; Poaceae.
UCCCUCUCCCCGGCGGCGGCGGCGGGCGAACACCGAUCGAUCGCGAGCGGCAAUGUCGACCAAGUGCAUCAUCGGCGCCCUGGUUGGGUCCUUGGGAAUUGCGUAUGUCUGCGACACGAUCGUUUCUGACAAGAAGAUCUUCGGCGGCACCGUCUGCAAGACCGCGACCGACAAGGAGUGGUUUCAGGCCACGGACGCCAAGUUCCAGGCCUGGCCCCGUGUCGCCGGGCCGCCGGUCAUCAUGAACCCCAUCAGCCGCCAGAACUUCAUCGUCAAGGACCCCUGAAUAGGUGGCACGAGCGGCAUCUUGCUCCCACAGUGGGAGCAGCCCAAGUUUCUUUUCUAGGGUUUUGAAGUUUCAAAUAAAAGGGACUUUAAAGGCAGGGU